UUUUGCAAGAUCUGUUGGUGUUUGACGGUUAAGCCGACUUUGGGUAGAUUUUUCUUUAUUUGGUAGUCUUCUCAUCAUAGGAUUUGUAUGCGUUAAUAGUCUAUUUAUGUGUCUUCUGCUAGCGCUUUGUAUUGUUUCAUCAAUAGUAUCGAUGUCAAGGUCGCGAUGAAUAUCUGCGUUACGUAUGUACCAAGGUGCAUUAGUUAAGGCCCUACGUAUUUAUGAAAAUAAUGUUUCAAUUCAAUUGAGCAAUGCUUUCUUUGACCAAUUCUAUAUGGAAAUGAAUGCGUUUGCAAACGAUGUUUUCGGCUAUGAACAAAUGUUGGAAUCGAAUGAAAAAGGAAAGAAACGCGAAAUGAAAAAAAAAAUUCUUGGAAAAUUUAAAAUGAAUGGUGCUUCAUUGGAAAAAUUCAAAGAAGUACACCACACAACAACUCAUUCCAACUCUGAUUUUGAAAUCCUGUUGGAAUUGGUGAUCGAUAAUUUUGUCACUAUAAUGGUCAAUGGAAAUUUGCGUGUAUCAGACCCUGCAUAUUAUUUACCAUAUCAACUUUUUAUGGAACAUAUGGACCAAAUGAACACAAAAAAAUAAUUUAGUUUUGUUUUGAUUUUUUGCAACAUUUUGGUUUUCAGUUAAUACAAUAAAAACAAUAUUGUUUUUUCGUGAA
Messenger RNA from Anastrepha ludens (Mexican fruit fly), 668 nucleotides. RefSeq lists its product as uncharacterized. The record is from RefSeq and is a predicted model, not a curated record. The coding region runs from base 185 to 592 and encodes 135 amino acids. The transcript has 2 exons. Lineage: Eukaryota; Metazoa; Arthropoda; Insecta; Diptera; Tephritidae.